This is a messenger RNA of Solea senegalensis (Senegalese sole), 2326 nucleotides long. It is a transcript of the gene szrd1, whose product is annotated as SUZ RNA binding domain containing 1. Bases 119 to 598 code for a protein of 159 amino acids. The record is from RefSeq and is a predicted model, not a curated record. The transcript has 4 exons. Lineage: Eukaryota; Metazoa; Chordata; Actinopteri; Pleuronectiformes; Soleidae.
AAUCCGUCAGUGUGACGUCAUGGACCGCAGACGGCAGAGACGAGUCUGGAGUAGGAGCAGCCCAGGACUGACACCUCCUUCUCUUCCUCCUCCACAGCGUGUCUGAGCAAAAUGAAACAUGGAUGAGGAGGUCGCCGAAAGUUGGGAGGAAGCUGCUGACAGUGGGGAAAUGGAAAAACGGUUAGAAGAGAAGCUAAGGAUCAGCCAGAAAGAAAAGGAAUCCAGCAAUAGUUCUUCACGAUCUCCACUAAAGACAACCAUGGUGAUACAGGACGACUCUCUGCCAGCAGCGCCUCCACCUCAGAUACGCAUUUUGAAGCGACCUACGAGUAAUGGGUCACUGGGAUCACCCUCCAAUCAGAACAGGCCAACACCGCAGGUCAAGUCUCUGGCUCAGCGUGAGGCAGAGUACGCUGAGGCCAGGAAGAGAAUACUGGGCAGUGCCUGCCCAGAGGAGACGCCUCAGGAAAAGCCCAGCACUGACAGGCCGGGGCGCAAUAAUUCGACACUGCCGUCAGAGGACACCCGAUCAACCAAUCAUACUGUCCGGCAGCCAGCCGGUCCAGAUGGCACCCAUGGCUUCCGACAGCACAGAUAAGUGGGCCUCGGGGCCACCCAGCCAUCGAGGAGAGAGGAGAGACAGCACUGUAUUUUUAAACGUCCCUCGGUUCCAUUUUCUCAAGACGGGCAGUGAAACCUGCUGCUCAGCUCCUCCCAUCAGCAGUUGUGUGGAACUGACGGAGCGAGGAACUCCAGGAGGAAGUCAAAUGUGCUCUUUUCUCUCCCCAGUCCAAGUCUGUUUGACACUGUGAUUAUGGACAUCUUCUGGACUCACUGUGAUGAUCCCUUUAAGACACAUCCCUCACCCCUCUCUCCUCCUGCAGUACCCAGCGCCUCCGACAAGCAGAAGUAAAGACAUUUGUAAAGGACGGCAGAGAGAGAGAAGUGAUGGGCCUUAGCAAAAUGAGAUGAGCUGGUACUUGUGCAGCAGCUUCGUCCCAGCAAUAAUACCAUACGUCACAUCUUUCAUGUUUUUAUUUUUUCAGCUGAUAGCUUGCUCUUUUUUUUGUUUUAUUUCUUAGGGAUGCUCUGAUAUCAACAUUGCACAGUAAAACUCCACACCACCAAAAACCUGAUGGUCCCAACAGUAUUUGAUGUUAAAGAUUUUUAAUCCACAUAUCAUCUGCAGUAUCAGAAUAUUAUUAUUAUUAUUAUUAUACUCAUUAUUAUUGCUCAGCAACUGAGCUAGUAGCAGCGCACCCCUAAUAUGUAAAAUGUUGUUUGUUUUAAAAAGAAAUGGAGGGUAAGGGUCAAAUUAUAUACCUAACAACAAAAUUUAUGUUUACGGUUUUUACUGUCACUUCAUUCUUUCUACUUCAAUGUAAAAAAAAAAAAAAAGACAAGGAGAUUGUGGAUUGAAGGUCCAUUUUUAAGUCGCUUUUCUGCCUGUUUGUGUGACAUGGCAGCAACAACAUCAGAGCAGUAUUUUAAUCGAAAUGCACCAAAAGCCCAUUUUAAAAUCAACCUGGAAACAUAUUGGUUAUAUCAGAUGUCAUUCAAAGGUGUUGAAGGCUGAAAUGGGAGAAUGAGUUUACUGUCGUGCUCCAUAAGUCGCUCUGCCGCAUCUCCGCCUCGUCAGCGGUGUGCCCAUCUGAUCAUGUCCUUCACUGACAUUCAGUACAGCAACUCAGGUGCAAGCAAACCAGACUGAAUGAAUGAAAUGAACUAAGAUUGUAUUUUUCCAGCUUAAAAAGCAAAUGUCCAUAUUUAAGUUUGGGGUUGACACUUUGUUAAGAUGCAGUGCUACAUGUAUGCAGAGUGUACAAUGAAUUGUAAUGGAAACCAUGGUCAUGUCCUUUGAUGAAUGAGGUUUUUUUUGUCUUAAAUGUCACAUGGUCACAGUAUGAAACUGUAACACCAGUCACGUGUUGAGUGGCUGAUGGUCCUGACAUGGAGAGUGUCGACACAGCUGGAUGUGAACUACAAAGGUAGCAACUUGGCUGUCCCAUUGUGUCCCACAGAUGUUGGGUUUUUUUUUACAUUUAUUUGUUUAAAUGGGGUAGAGAUGUCAAAUGAAGCCAUAUUCAGUGGCGCAUCAUUAGAAGAGUUCUAUUAAUAGAUAAAUUCAGUUUGUGCCUCCUGUGUCACAUCGUUAAUUUUGCGGUUGCUGAUUUUUAUCAGUUUACUUAAAGAUGGAGAGGUUACUAUACUGGUAAAGAGAUUUUAGUUCAGGAAAUCUAGCACGAGACAGAUGGGUUUAGCUGAGCUCUGAGGGAGAACACAAACUGCCUGUAAAUACUGAUUUAAUAAAAAUGAUUUGCCAAAA